Messenger RNA from Ananas comosus (pineapple), 2457 nucleotides. RefSeq names its product GTP-binding protein TypA/BipA homolog. Gene Ontology annotation, molecular function: GTPase activity; GTP binding. The coding region runs from base 59 to 2092 and encodes 677 amino acids. Gene Ontology annotation, cellular component: cytosol; ribonucleoprotein complex. The record is from RefSeq and is a predicted model, not a curated record. Lineage: Eukaryota; Viridiplantae; Streptophyta; Magnoliopsida; Poales; Bromeliaceae. The transcript has 19 exons.
CGUCUUCGUCUGCCCCCUCGAACGCGUUGCGGAGGCACAGCGAAGCCGCCGAAGAGAAAUGGCCGCCGCUCUCCUCCUACGCCGCCUCCUCCGCUCCGCCACUCCCUCCUCCCCGCCCCUCCUCUCAAAGCUUCCUCUCCCUUCUAGAACCUUCCCCUCCCCCUUCCCCCGCCUCUUCUCCGCCUCCGCCGCCUCCUCCCCCGCCGCCGCCGCCGCCGCACCCGCGGCGGGGAGCACCGACGCCCUUGACGCGUCCCGGCUCCGGAACGUCGCCGUGAUAGCCCACGUCGACCACGGGAAGACGACGCUCAUGGACCGCCUCCUCCGCCAGUGCGGCGCCGACCUCCCCCACGAGCGCGCCCUCGACUCCAUCAGCCUCGAGCGCGAGCGCGGCAUCACCAUCGCGUCCAAGGUCACUUCCAUUUCAUGGAGGAAUAAUGAGCUCAACAUGGUUGACACACCUGGUCACGCGGACUUUGGUGGUGAAGUUGAGCGUGUUGUUGGGAUGGUCGAAGGAGCAGUCUUGGUUGUUGAUGCAGGAGAAGGACCCCUUGCACAAACAAAGUUUGUUCUGGCGAAAGCUCUGAGAUAUGGGCUUCGCCCAAUUCUCCUUCUGAACAAAGUUGAUAGGCCUUCAGUUUCAGAAGAGACAUGCAAUGAGGUUGAGAGUUUGGUCUUUGAUCUUUUUGCUAACCUUGGUGCAACAGAGGAACAGCUAGAUUUUCCGGUUCUUUAUGCUUCUGCUAAAGAAGGUUGGGCUUCCUCAACAUUCACGAAAGGUCCUGCAGAGGAUGCAAGGAACAUGUCAGCAUUACUUGAUGCUAUAGUAAAGCAUGUCCCUCCUCCAAAUGCAAACCUUGAGGCUCCCUUUCAGAUGUUGGUUUCUAUGAUGGAGCGUGAUUUCUAUCUUGGACGAAUACUUACAGGACGCAUAACAUCAGGAAUUGUUCAUAUUGGAGAUAAAAUACAUGGCCUUCGAUGCACAGAUGAUGGAGUCCAGAAGAUUGAGGAAGGAAAGGUUGUUAAGCUUAUGAAAAAGAAGGGCACAAGUACUGUCAUAAUUGACUGUGCUGGGGCUGGGGACAUAGUUUCAAUGGCUGGAUUAAUGACUCCAUCUAUAGGGCACACUGUUGCAAAUGUGGAGGUCAUGACUGCUCUGCCAACUAUUGAGUUGGAUCCCCCAACUAUUUCUAUGACAUUUGGUGUCAAUGAUUCUCCAUUGGCUGGCCGCGAUGGAACCCAUUUAACUGGAGGAAAAAUAGGUGACCGUUUGAUGGCAGAAGCAGAGACAAACUUGGCAAUUAAUGUUCUUCCUGGACCAAUGUCAGAAUCCUAUGAAGUCCAAGGGAGAGGAGAGCUUCAGCUGGGUAUUUUAAUUGAAAACAUGAGGCGUGAGGGGUUUGAACUCUCUGUUUCUCCCCCAAGAGUCAUGUAUAAAACUGAGGGUGGUGAAAAGCUGGAACCCAUAGAAGAAGUGACAAUUGAGGUAAAUGAUGAACAUGUGGGCCUCGUCAUGGAAGCCCUUUCACAUCGGCGGGGUGAGGUGGUUGACAUGGGCCCUGUUCCUGGUUGUGAUGGGAGGACUCGAAUUUCUUUGUCCUGCCCAUCUAGGGGCCUAGUUGGCUAUAAAGGUGUGUUUAGCAGCGAUACACGUGGCACUGGAUUCAUGCACCGUGCUUUCCAGUCUUAUUCAAAAUAUCGAGGCCUACUUGGGAAUGUUAGGAAAGGGGUAUUGGUAUCAGUGGGCAAUGGAAUUGUCACAGCACACGCCCUUAUGAGUUUAGAAGCACGUGGAACUCUCUUUGUUGCUCCUGGUGUGGAGACAUACGAGGGCAUGAUAGUUGGUGAACACUCGCGUGAUUCUGAUCUUGAUGUGAACCCUGUGCGAACAAAAGAAUUGACAAACAUCCGUGCACCGGGAAAGGAUGAAAAUGUCCGGCUAUCUCCACCUCGACUGAUGACUCUGGAAGAGGCAAUUGGAUAUGUCGCUUCAGAUGAGCUUAUCGAGGUAACUCCCAAGGCUAUCAGGUUGCGAAAGAGAUAUCUCGACGCCAAUAAGCGUAAGAUGAUGAGAAAUAAGCCAAAAGAUUGAAACAACACUAGGAUACAUUCUCUUACCUUUUCACCUAUAGAAUUCAAUGGCCUCCAAAGGUACAUGAUAUUUAUUCAUAAUUUAUUUUGCCACGCAAAAUUUUGAUAUUGUUUAACAUGUUGCAUGAGAAGAAAACAAAGUUACCCCUUUCAUUGAUUUUACUGUUUUUGACAUGUGAAGGUGAACUGCAAUAGAAUAAACCUGGGCUUUUUAGCUGCUGUUAACAUUUUGAAAGGAUGUAUUAUCAAUAACAUUAUCCUUAAAAGGAUGGAUAAGCACUAGGGCUUUAUAUGGAGCUUGAGGUGUAAUAAAUUUAUUUUCUUCUGUGUUUGUUAUUAUUAUUAUUAUUAUUAUUAUUAUCAUCA